UAACUAAAAACAGGCAAAAUAGUAGACGCGCGCCGCGCGUGAUUGCUCGAGCCCGGCCCGCACCCGUCAAACCCCAGAAAGAAGGGUUUAUGGAAGGGCACAUCUCUCUCUCGCCAAGACGCUGCUUCCAUUUCUAUUAUCUGCUAUCUAUGCCGCUGGAAUAAUAUUUCUGGCUUAUAAAGGCCCUUUUUUGCCUGGAUUUGGAGAUGGCUUUGUCGAUUUCUAGAAGAGUAUUGCGUGCCUUCGCUCCCGGCGAUGUUUCUUCUCUGCCAUUUUCUAUAUAUAAUGCAUUUCGUGGUCAUGAUUGUGGUGAUAGCUUGCAUUCGAUGAGAUCUUCUGUCCUCGGAAAGGCAUCUUUGGAUGUUUGUCGGAGGUACUCUACUACUAUUUUGACCCCGAAUUCAAGUGAAGGCACAUUUCCCUCGCAUUUGUUGUCCUCUAAAACUAAAAGUGUGCUCAUUCCUGAUCGGGAAAUAGGUCUCUGCCAGGAUCUGGUUUUUCCUGUUACAAAUUUUCUUAAUGAAGAUAAAGGCUUUAUGACAUUGGGUGGGGAUGUUUUUGAUGUGCCAAUUAGAAAGGAUAUUAUUCACCGUGUCGUGAGGUGGCAACUAGCUAAGCGGCGGCAGGGGACACAUUCAACCAAAACCAUUAGUGAGGUUAGUGGGACUGGCAGAAAGCCUUGGAACCAGAAGGGUCUUGGUCGAGCAAGGCAUGGAACACUGCGCGGUCCACAGUUUAGGGGUGGUGCUAUCAUGCAUGGUCCAAAGCCACGAAGUCAUGCUAUCAAGCUAAAUAAGAAGGUUCGGCGACUAGGACUGAAGAUUGCACUUUCAGCUCGUGCUGCUGAAGGGAAGCUUAUGGUUUUUGAGGAUUUAGAUGUUCCUACCCACAAGACAAAGAACAUUGUGAACUUUGUCAGUCAAAUGGAGAAUGCUAAGAAAAUUCUGCUGGUUGAUGGCGGUCCUAUUAACGAGAAGCUGAAGUUGGCUACUCAGAAUUUACAUUAUGUCAACGUACUGCCUUCCAUUGGUCUGAAUGUUUACAGCAUCCUUUUGCACGAUACGCUAGUAAUGUCACAGGAUGCCGUGAACCGAAUAGUUGAAAGGAUGAGAACUCCAAUCAAUCGCUGACAGAGCUCGUGCAUGCUGCCAUCAGAACAGAUACUGGGUUCUUAUUUACCUCGACUGAAGGCUGUAUUGCACACGUCUACUUAAGGUAUUUCUCAUCCCCUGCAGUUGAGUAGUUCGUGAACCGGGAUUUCACACUGUGUUUAUUGCUUGUGAGAACUCACAUUUUUAGAGCUUAGAUUUUUUCACUAAGAUGUUCUCUAGAAAAUUAUGCGACUACUCUGAUUUAAUUUUACUUUGUGCUGCUUCUCGCCUCUCAUGAAUAGUGGGAUAAUAUCAUAACUUAGUUUUGAAUAA
Molecule: messenger RNA, 1424 nt
Organism: Salvia miltiorrhiza (redroot sage)
Lineage: Eukaryota; Viridiplantae; Streptophyta; Magnoliopsida; Lamiales; Lamiaceae
Exons: 9
Coding region: 207-1130 (307 amino acids)
Biological process (GO): translation
Cellular component (GO): ribosome
Molecular function (GO): structural constituent of ribosome
Source: RefSeq, a predicted model, not a curated record